Orbilia oligospora ATCC 24927 is the source of this 1041-nucleotide messenger RNA. RefSeq lists its product as uncharacterized. Lineage: Eukaryota; Fungi; Ascomycota; Orbiliomycetes; Orbiliales; Orbiliaceae. Gene Ontology annotation, molecular function: rRNA (adenine) methyltransferase activity. The coding region runs from base 1 to 1041 and encodes 346 amino acids. Gene Ontology annotation, cellular component: nucleolus. The record is from RefSeq and is a predicted model, not a curated record. The transcript has a single exon.
AUGACCUCCACCAAAUCCAAAAAAAAGCGGAAACCAACCUCCUCCCUCCUCUCCCGUCGCAAAAAUGGUCAUCUCCCUCCUUCUUCCUCUUCUACCACCACCACUAACCCUCCUCUCCCCUCGAAACUCUCCCGCACCUUAAUCCGUUCCCACCACACCACCCAAAAACGUCUCUCCCAAGCAAUCCAACAAAACGAUACAACCACAAUCGCAGAAUUAACCUCAAAACUAUCCUCCUCAGGCGGUCUAGAAGCCUACCAACGUGCCAGUGUCUCAGGACAAUCUUCAAAACGUGGUGGAGAUAGUUCAAAAAUCCUCGUAGAUUGGUUCAUAGAACUUGGAAUCCCAAAACCGACUCACAAAAAAUCACAUAGCGGGAAGAACUCCAACAGCAAUGGCGACAACAACAACAACAACAGUAGCAGCAGUGAUGGUAGUGAUGAAGGUCUAUCGAACUACAGACUCCUAGAAAUAGGUUGUCUAUCACCUACGAACACAAUACACUCCUACUUCCCAAAACCCCAACGGACGUUAAUGGACCUAAACUCCCUACACCCGGAUGAAAUCCUCAAACAGGAUUUCAUGAAAUUCCCGGUACCGCAAUUAGCUGACGAUGGAUACGAUAUCAUCUCCUGUUCAUUAGUGCUAAACUACGUACCAACACCAUCAGGCAGAGGAGAUAUGCUAAAGCACAUAACAUCAUUCAUGGAACAAGCACUAGAGAGACGUCGCAAGAGGUUAAAAUCGCUAUCAAAUAACAGUACAAACAAAGAAACCACAGAAACAGACUGGUCGAGUACCUUCCCAGCCAUGUUCCUUGUACUACCGGCCCCGUGCGUUACAAACAGUAGAUAUCUUACCGAAGACAGGCUGCAGGAGAUAAUGAUAUCCAUGGGAUAUGAAAUGGUUCGAAGAAAGUUGUCUCCGAAGUUGGUAUAUUAUUUAUGGAAGUUUGUUGGCAACGGGAGCAGGAAGAAGUUCAAAAAGACGGAGUUGUUACCGGGUGGGAAGAGAAAUAACUUUGCGAUUAUCGUGGAGUAA